This is a messenger RNA of Pisolithus orientalis, 2451 nucleotides long. RefSeq names its product EXS family-domain-containing protein. The transcript is spliced from 21 exons. Gene Ontology annotation, cellular component: Golgi apparatus; cytoplasm; plasma membrane. The coding region runs from base 203 to 2305 and encodes 700 amino acids. Gene Ontology annotation, biological process: cellular response to phosphate starvation; phosphate ion transport. NCBI's taxonomy places the organism in Eukaryota, Fungi, Basidiomycota, Agaricomycetes, Boletales, Pisolithaceae. Gene Ontology annotation, molecular function: inositol hexakisphosphate binding. The record is from RefSeq and is a predicted model, not a curated record.
GUCGUUCUGUCGGCUCCCCACGCCACGUCAUCUGGAUAUUUUGUUGUCUCGUGCCAGCUGCUACUCACGAGCUGACCAGUCAACCAGACGGCCAAUCACAACUUGCAAGGUAGCACCAAGCUGCGAUUGGUUGUCUGGUUCAAUAUACUUCGUCGGUCACCAUCGAAGAUGUCUUUCACCCUCUACUUUAGAUCCCCCAGUCAUGAAGUUUGCGCGGUACCUCGAGGAUGUGCAGGCUUCAGAGUGGAAGAAAGCGUACAUCGACUACCGCGGCCUGAAGAAGCAAAUUCGAGAAAUCAAGGCCGAGCAUGGGGGCAUCUUGAGCCCGGUGAUAGUGAUCGGCUUCGACUCUUGCGAGGACCCUGGAACCGAUUCCUCCGAGACCAGAGAGCCUGAAGCAAAACCAAAUAGAAUAACCUCUAUGCUCUCUAUAGGCAGCAUGACAUCACCAUCCUUUAGUCAACUCCUUCCGCAGCUUUCCUCCGCUCAGCGACGGUUUUUCAAGCUACUCGAUGCUGACCUAGAGAGAGUGGAAUCGUUCUUCCUUGAGCGCCAGCAGGAGGCGGAGGACCGUCACGAAAAGCUUCAUGAGCAACUAGAAGAGCUUGUGGCUCAUCGCCAACGGAUAUAUGACAUCCUUCCAUCUCGCAAUUCUCGUGUAUCGAGCAAGACCCGCUUUAUUCACAUGUAUCAGAGGAACAGCACGGACCUGAGGGCAACGAAGUCUAGUUCAGUUUCAGGACGGGGCGGUUUCUCCGCUAAAAUGGGAAAGCAGACUUUGGAGUCGACGAAAACCACCUACGAUCGGGAGUAUAAGGGCGCGAAGAAGAAGUUAAAGAAAGCUGUCGUGGAGCAUUACCGAGGCCUCGAGGUAUUAAACAACUACCGUGUCCUUAACCUCGUAGGAUUCCGCAAAGCUCUGAAGAAGUUCGAGAAGGUUACAAAGUUACCUGCGCUCGCUAUCUACAUGUCGGAAAAGGUCGAACCAUCGGCUUUCUCCAGUGGUUCUCGAGUCAGCACUAUGAUCAGAGACAUGGAAGAUAUCUAUGUUGCACGAUUUGCCAAAGGCGACCGGAGGAUGGCUAUGAAACGUCUACGUCCCGAUUCACGCCUGACAUCACAUCACAUGAGCGUAUUUCGUUCAGGGAUGUAUCUUGGAUUGGCUGUUGCGGCCUUUGCGGCAGGAAUAUAUCAGUGUUCUCUGCAACAUACAAGAGAAAAUCUUCCUUCGUGGAGUGUUCUUCUGUACAUAUACGCGAUAUUUGGGAUGCCUGUCUUACUCGCGCUGCUGGUCGGUGUGAAUGUUAACGUAUGGGCUCGCGAGCGCAUAAACUAUCCAUUUAUUUUCGAGGUGGAUUUAAGAACCAAGAUGGAUCCUCGCCAAUAUUUCGAGAUCCCUUCUCUCAUCACGUGUGCCUUGGCCUUCGCAUUUUGGCUUUCACUUUCUCCCUUUGGUCCUCCGAUGCUGUGGCCUUUGGUUUGGUUGGCUUUUGUCUUCGUGGUCUUGCUCAAUCCUCUUCCACGUUUCAUGUCAAGGAGUUCUCGCUGGUGGACUAUCAAGAACCUAGCCAAAUUAUUUUUAAGCUGUUUCUGGUUUGGGGAUCAACUGUGUAGCUUGACCUUUACUCUCGAGAACCUAUAUUUCUUCAGCUGCGUCUAUGCAUCGGGUGGAGAUAAUGCGAUUUCAUCACGUGCUUACGAUCCCCGGAUACAAGAUGUCUGGGUGACCUGUGCAACGUCUCGCAACUGGGGCAUCCACUACUUCAUAGCGAUUCUUCCUUACCUGAUGCGUCUUGUGCAGUGUGUGAGGCGUUACCGGGAUACCAGAUUUCUUGGGAAUCUUCUCAAUGCUGGGAAGUAUGCCUCUGGAAUGGUGUCCUCACUAUGUUAUCACUAUUGGGUACAUUCUGGAACUCCACGGCAAGGACCGUCUUUUGUGUUUUUCUGUUUCACGGAGAUCUUGAGUUCUUUGUAUUCGUGUGCUUGGGACUUGAUCGUGGAUUGGUCUUUGUUCAAGCGCGACACCCGUUAUCCUUUGCUCAGGCCCGAUCUCAUUUACACUUCUCAAAUAGCGAUUACCAAUGUUCUUGUUCGCUUCAUCUGGGUGAUAUAUAUCCCCCCCGGUCGAUUAUCAUUCGUUUUACGCUCGGUCAUUGCAGCAUUGUUGGAGCUCCUAAGGAGGGUACAAUGGAACUUCUAUCGCUUAGAGAGCGAACAUUUGGGAAAUAUGGAUCAGUACCGGGUCACGCGCGAGGUGCCGCUGCCCUAUAGCACACUCGAGUAUUUACCAGGAGAUGUCCGAUGACGACGAAGACGAUGGUGACAUGUGACGCGUGAGUUGUUUACAUACCAAAGCCCUCCAGGAUGCUCUUGGACUGCAUUUGGGGAAAGCAUGUGAUGUAGUUAUUUAGAUUUACAAGCAAUACUAUAGAGAGAGAGUGUGUGUGUGUC